Messenger RNA from Drosophila montana, 2073 nucleotides. RefSeq names its product nervana 1 (gene nrv1). Lineage: Eukaryota; Metazoa; Arthropoda; Insecta; Diptera; Drosophilidae. The record is from RefSeq and is a predicted model, not a curated record. The coding region runs from base 464 to 1393 and encodes 309 amino acids. Gene Ontology annotation, molecular function: ATPase activator activity. Gene Ontology annotation, biological process: intracellular sodium ion homeostasis; intracellular potassium ion homeostasis; sodium ion export across plasma membrane. The transcript has 4 exons. Gene Ontology annotation, cellular component: sodium:potassium-exchanging ATPase complex.
GUGAUCUUUCGCCGAGAGCGCAACACGCAGCACGCAUCACGCAGCGAGAUUCGAAUACCAGUCGCUUAUACCUUAGUAGUGUUUCGUUUGUGUCUUUUUGUGUGUGUGCGUGUAUUACAGAGUAUUCUCGUAGCGGCAAGUUUUAGAAUAACAAAUUAACUAAAACUUGAAAAAAUAAUUAACGAAAAGAAACAGCAAAUACUACGUGCUGAUUUUUAAAACGAAUCACCUUUACAAAGUGUACUGAAGCAUUAUUGAAAAUUGUUCAAAUUCUUACGUACCCCGUCCACCGUCCACGUGAGCAGCAAACAGCAAACGCAAUCAAAAUACGUGCAUAAGUACAAACACCUAUAUACACAUAUAUAUAUAUUUUAUAAAUAAAAUCCACAGCGUGCACUCACGAUUUGUAAUAACUGUUUGAAUAAGAAAAAUUAGAAAAAACACAGAAAAAAAAAGCGCCAAAAUGUCGAAGAAUAACGGAAAAGGUGAUAAGUACGAAAAUCAAUUUCCGCAACCGGCUGCAAAGCAAACCUUGUCGGAAAUGAUCUACAAUCCGAGCAGUGGCGCCAUCUUUGGUCGUACUGGCAAAAGUUGGGGUCAACUUUUCUUGUUUUAUGCCAUAUUCUAUAUCGUGCUUGGCAUACUGUUCACCAUUUGCAUGCAGGUCAUGCUCUCGACUGUGGAUAAUCAUCAGCCCAAAUGGAAGCUAGAGGAGUCUCUGAUUGGCACCAAUCCCGGAUUGGGUUUCCGGCCGCUGAGCGAACAAACCGAACGCGGUUCGGUUAUUGAAUACGACAGAAAGAAGCCCGCCGAAUAUGAAUACUGGGUUAGCUUGGUCGAUGAAUUCUUACAGGAUUACAAUCACACUGAGGGUCGCCAGAUGAAGCACUGCGAUUUCAAGCAAACGCACAACGACAACGAUGUCUGCGUCGUUAAUAUUGAUAACUUUGGACCCUGUACGGCGGCAAAUGGAUAUGGCUAUAAGACUGGCGAGCCCUGCAUCUUUCUCAAGCUGAACAAAAUAUUUGGCUGGAUGCCCGAAUUCUAUGAGACGGCCAUCAAUGGCAUGCCCGCCUCUCUGCAGCAGGUCAUCAACGCAACGAGUGCCGAUGAGCGCCAACAAAUCUGGGUCUCGUGCAACGGUCACUUGGGCAAGGAUAAGGAGCACUUCCAGAACAUCACCUAUUAUCCCAGACAGGGCUUUCCCUCCUAUUACUAUCCCUAUCUGAAUCAGCCCGGCUAUUUGAGCCCGGUUGUUGCCGUCCAGUUCCACGCCCCGCCCAAGGGCUCCAUGUUGGACGUGGAGUGCCGCGCCUGGGCCAAGAAUAUCAUCUACAGCGGCAGCUUACGUGAUCGCAUGGGUUCGGUUACCUUCCAGAUUUUGUUGGAUUAAAAUGCGUACGGUUUGUUAAGCUAGAAGAACUUGUGAUUGCAACAACCUAAAAUUCUUGUCCCGAGACCAACUACAACAACAACAACAACAACAAGGAGGAGAAGAAGAAGAAGAAGAUUUAAUUUUUAGAGCCUAGACGCCUUCAAGUCGUAAAUGUAUUGUAUAUAUUUAUAUGAAGAGAAACGAAAUAUACCCGCGCCUCUAUAACAAAAUCAGCCCCGAAAAAAAAGAAUUAUAAUAUAAAAAAAAAAACAGAAAAAUAUACAAAAAAAAAACCGAAAUUUUCACAAAAGUUCAAAUCGUACACCCGUAAUUGUUGUUAUAAAAUAGCUUCCGGCUUUUCUAUUGCUAUAAGUUAACAAUUACAAUAAUAUUAACAUUAUAAUUUUAUAGAUUCUUGUAAAGCAUAUGGUUAAUUUGUCAGUUGUAUUUAGUUUGUAUUUAUGUAGUAUGUUAUUAAUGCCAUUUAAUUUUUGUUCUCCAGUUCAAGUACUCCCUUAUGCCAGCAGCAUACUUUUUAAUUUUUUUUUUAAGUUGUUACAUUAAAUUUCAGCAACAUGCAAAUUUGUAAAAAUGCGAGAAAAAAAACCUCAACAAGCUACGUAAAUAAUGUAUUUGUUAUAUAACAAUUGCCACGCCUCUGUAAGGAUGUGUAAAAAGUAUUGAAAAGAAAAGAAAAA